AUGGGUUUCACUUUGAACCCAUAUGAUCUAUGCGUCGCGAAUGGAAUUUUUGAGGGUAAACAGUGCACCAUAUGCUGGUAUGUGGAUGACAACAAAAUCAGUCACGUAAACCCAAAAGUGGUUGAUGACGUGAUCAAGAAAAUCGAAAGCAAGUUUGGGCCCAUGUCACAGACGAGAGGGGACAAGCAUGAUUUUUUGGGCAUGGAACUCAAGUAUAAAAAGGGAAAAUUGACCAUAGGUUUGAAAAAACAUAUUCUCAAAGCAAUAAACACUUUCGAUGAAGACAUUACUAGGAACGCAGCUUCACCAGCAAAGGGGUACCUAUUUGAUGUAUGGCCAGAUGCUCAGAAACUCGAUGAGAAGAAAGCCGACUGUUUUCACAGCGUGGUGCAAUCUUUGCUAUACGUUUCAAGAAGAUGCAGGCUUGAUAUACAGACUGCCAUCGGUUUUUUGUGUACCAGAGUUGAUUCGCCAGAUGAAGACGACUGGGCAAAGUUGAAAAGACUAUUGCAAUACCUCAGAGGAACCAUCGAUCUAGUUCGAACGUUAGGAGGAGAAGACAUCAACAGGAUGAAAUCUUGGGUUGACGUCUCCUAUGGUAUCCAUGACGAAUGCAAGAGCCAUACUGGCGGAUGCACUUCUUUUGGAUGGGGGGUCUUACUCACAAAAUGUCAAAAACAAAAGUUGAAUACUAAGAGCCCAACCGAAGCCGAAAUUGUCGGAAUAACCAGAGCGCGAUCAAAAUUGAACUAA
Messenger RNA from Cylindrotheca closterium, 753 nucleotides. The record is from the annotation of a GenBank genome assembly. NCBI's taxonomy places the organism in Eukaryota, Bacillariophyta, Bacillariophyceae, Bacillariales, Bacillariaceae.